AUGCUAGUGGUCCUGUUCACAAUCUUCCUGCUGGGCUUGAGCUUUGCUCAGGAACCAGAACUUCAGAAUCUAAACCAGAUCCCCAAUCAGAGGCCACCACCUUCAGGAUUCCGACCAAGACCACCUGCUAAUGGGAACCAGCAAGGCCCACCCCCACAAGGAGGCCCACAGCAGAGACCUCCUCAAGGCCCACCCCCACCAGGAGGACCACAGCAGAGACCUCAAGGCCCACCCCCACCUGCAGGACCACAGCAGAGACCUCCUCAAGGCCCACCCCCACAGGGAGGCCCACAGCAGGGACCCCCUCAAGGCCCACCCCCACAAGGAGGCCCACAGCAGAGAGCCCCUCAAGGCCCACCCCCACAAGGAGGCCCAGAGCAGAGAGCCCCUCAAGGCCCACCCCCACAAGGAGGCCCACAGCAGAAACCUCCUCAAGGCCCACCCCCACCAGGAGGACCACAGCAGAAACCCCCUCAAGGUCCACCCCCACAAGGAGGCCCACAGCAGAAACCCCCUCAAGGUCCACCCCCACAAGGAGGCCCACAGCAGAAACCUCCUCAAGGCCCACCCCCACCAGGAGGACCACAGCAGAGACCUCCUCAAGGCCCACCCCCACAAGGCGGCCCUCAGCAAAGACCUCCUCAGCCUGGAAACUCACAAGGCCCUCAACAAGGUCCUCAAUUCGGCAGACCCCAGGGACCUCAGUAA
Molecule: messenger RNA, 708 nt
Organism: Rattus norvegicus (Norway rat)
Lineage: Eukaryota; Metazoa; Chordata; Mammalia; Rodentia; Muridae
Product: proline-rich protein 2-like
Exons: 2
Coding region: 1-708 (235 amino acids)
Source: RefSeq, a predicted model, not a curated record